CAACACAUGGGCGGAUCCAAGAUUGAAACGUUGAAUCUCCUUGAGGAGUUUUGAGCCCUAGACGAAGGGUAGUGAAAACGCUAUAGGUAUAUAGGACAUAGGAGAGACCAAACCACUCUAUAUCCUCUCUCCGCAGCAUGGAGCGUCCUUCCAAAAAGCCAAAGAAGCCGGACAGUUUCUUCAGCAAGGACUUUUUGCUUCAGCACAUCGCUGACAUCAUCGCCUUCUACAAGGUGAGGGCCUUGGAUCCCAGUGGCGGCUUCUUUCAGAGCUUUCGAAUCGAUGGCACCAAGUUCAACGAAGACUUCCGGCAGAUCGUGUCCAGUGCGCGGAUGGUCAUCAACUUCAUGCUGGCCGGGAAGCUGUUGAAGGAUCCGGAGCUCUUGAAGAUCGGUAAGCAUGGCUUGGAGUACCUGGAAAAGGUUCAUUAUGUGCCGGAGAAGCAAAGCUAUGCCUUUACCGUGGAGAAGCACAAGCCCAAAGACAUGGUGGAACAAGCCUAUGGCUAUGCCUUCGUUUUGGCUGCUCAUGCCGCUGCUCGAACUGCGGGCGUGACGGACAGCAACGCAGAGGUCGCUCGAGUCUUUGACAUGCUCGAGCGGAAGUUUUGGUUGCCGGAGAAGGGCGCCUAUUUGGAUACCAUCAGCGCAGAAGGCGUGGUGGACAACAGCUACCGGGGACAAAACUCCAACAUGCACAUGUGUGAAGCGCUGAUUGCGGCCUUUGAAGCCACGGGAGACGUGCGCUACUUGGACCGCGCGGAGGUCCUGGCCGAGACGUUUGCCUCGACGUUGGCGGCCAAGGGAGGUGGCUUCGUGUGGGAGCACUACACCGUCGAUUUCGAGAUCGAUUGGGACUACAACAAGAACGACCCCUCCAACAUCUAUCGCCCCUGGGGCUUUCAGCCGGGACAUCAGAUCGAAUGGGCCAAGAAUUUGCUGAAUAUUCAUCGUCAUCGACCCAAGUUUUGGAUGGUGAAUCGUGCCAAGGAGCUCUUCGAUGGAGCUUGGACCUUGUCCUGGGAUCCAGUCUUCGGGGGCUUGGUCUAUGGCUUUGGCCCCGAUCGCACCUGGUGUGAUGAAGAGAAGUAUUUCUGGGUGCAAGGAGAGUCCAUCGCAACGGCUUCGCUGCUCUACGAGGCCACGAAGGAUCCCAUUUAUGUGGAGAAGUUCGUGUGCCUCUGGCAGUACUGCUGGGAGCAUUGGGUGGAUCACGAACAUGGAGGCUGGUUGUGCUUCAAGAUGUCGCGCGACAACAAGCGCAUGAAUGACGAGAAGGCCAUUGCUGGUGGUAAGUGUGACUACCAUACCUUGGUCUCCUGUGUCGAGGCACUGCGUCCCUUCGUCUCGUGACACGCGCGGCCCGUCUCGACGACCCGUUGGCGCGGCCGUAGACCCGGCGAGGCAACAGUCCUUGGCAGCUCGAGCCGGACCGGUGGGUUCUUUCUCUCCCGGUGAAAGUGGAAGUCCAAAC
Molecule: messenger RNA, 1473 nt
Organism: Durusdinium trenchii
Lineage: Eukaryota; Dinophyceae; Suessiales; Symbiodiniaceae
Source: the annotation of a GenBank genome assembly